AUUUUCAUUUAUAUCAUUAGAUUUUAAUUUUACAAUUUAUAUUAUCUUAAGUAAACAAUUUACUAACUUUAUUUAUCUCUUAUUGCGCAUGUCACUCUUGAGCAAAUGUUGCUCGAUGGUGGUGCGCUGUGUUUUGCGUGCCGAUUACAAUUUGUUUUUAAAUGAGAGAAUUUAUUAAAUAUAAUGACUAUCAAUACGCUAUGUACUGUAUUUCGAAGACUAGCUAUUAAUUCACGUGGUAUUUUUCCUGUAAGAUGUUAUUUUAAAUACGAAGCUGUUUUAAACAAGGAAAAAAAUAAUAUUAUUUCAUUGGCUCAAAACAAUAAUGGCGAUAUAUGUAAAACUAAUUUAUAUUUUAACAUAAAGUUUGCACCAAGAACAUUAAAUAUUGAUUUUGAAUUACCAGUGAAUAAUAAUGCAUAUAAAAGUAUCAUUGAUAUUCCUAUUACAGGAAUAUCUAAAAUAGAAAAUCCAAAUAGAUAUUUGCCUAUUCAGCAUGAAUUACCUGUGCCAAAUAAAUCUAUAGAACUUCCUACAAUUGAGAAUAUUAUAGAAAAGCAAGCUGUACGUAUGAUAAUCAUCAGACGAAAAAAAAUGAAGAAACAUCAGCGUAAAAAGCUUAGAAAGAAAAUGAAAUUUUAUUGGAGAAAAAUAAAACAAAGAAGAGAAUUAUUGAGGGAAAGAGCUUUCCAAGCAGAGCAAGUCGCCCUUAUAAAACAGGCAGAAAGUUUUGAUCCUGUAAAAUAUGUAAAUGAAAAACUUAAAGAACUGGAUAAAGAAUAUAUACCAAAAACGUACAGAGGCGAAUUAUUACCUCAAGAAAUGAUAAAGAAAUUUAUAGAAGAGAAAAAACGUAAAAAAGAUGCCAGAAACAAUUUACCUAAGUUAACUUUGUAAACAUUAAUUUAUAUUAUAAUAAAUAAAAAUCUUAUGCAACUUAA
Molecule: messenger RNA, 941 nt
Organism: Vespa crabro (European hornet)
Lineage: Eukaryota; Metazoa; Arthropoda; Insecta; Hymenoptera; Vespidae
Exons: 2
Coding region: 184-897 (237 amino acids)
Source: RefSeq, a predicted model, not a curated record